AUGGACGAUAUUCGACUUCACGGUGGUUCGACCGACGUCUCUGCACCACACCAUCAGGUGCUUGGCCACUUGCUAAGGCAAUCCUACAACAAGAAGACAAGCAAGAACAGUACUAUCGCCAUGGCACACCGAAGCCCACGAAGUGACAUUGGGAAGACAAGAAGAAGCAACACCUUCAAGUGGUCCGAUGAUAUGAGAGUUUUCCUACAUGUUCUCUACACAGACUUUACCUACAGCAAAUCGGAGAAUGCUAUCAUUUUCAGCUCUGUUUUCGGCGAUGAGGUCCGCCAACACGGUGCGACAAACGAUCGCCUACAGGUUCUCAUGACUGCGCAGAUUCGCGAGCGCAAUCAGAUGCGCGCGAAGAUCUGGGUGGACAUUUGCAGAACAUCUUUGGACGCAGCAGAGCUCGAGCGCAGAGAACGUUUUAGAGCUAAGAUACAAGAAAUUGCGCCUUCUAGCAAGGGCCACAGUACGCGUCGACCUCAGUUAGGGACAUCAUGUACAACACCUGCAUUGCGACCGCCAUCGAAAGCAAGCCGAGCCAUUGAUCCGACCUCACGAGCUCUGGUGCCCGUAAUUCGGAGACAGCAGCCUGUCCAGAAUAGGAAUAGGAUUACUUCACUGGCUAAGCAGACACCAUCGCCAAAGAGGUCGAAUAAUGUCACAGCCGUGCAGAAGGUCCAGUUCACGCAAUUCCACGGAAAUGUCAUUGAUGUCACUCCGAAAAAUCGGGCGCAGAUCACGAAAGAUCUGAUUCCGGUUCAAGCUCAAGAAGCCCAUCCACUGAUGGGCGGGCUUGUCUUCCGAUAUUGGGCAAAGGACAGAUCCUCCGGCAUCAACAGCGAGAACGGUUUCGUUGCUCGAAAAUACGCCAACCGCGUUAUCUUCCCUCAACCGCCUCCCUCGUGCACUUCUCUCGACUGGACAGAAUUGUUCUAUCACAUCGACCGCAUCGGAAUUCAGGAGAAAUUCGAAUCACCAUAUAUAUCGGUAUCGAACUCCAUGAUAUGGACCAUCCGCUUAGCUUUGAGGGAGAUCGAGGACAAUCCUGGCUGUCAAGGCCGUAUCUCCGUAAUUGAUGCAAGCAGUCUGGCAAGAGGAUCACUAUAUUACGUCCCUCCCUACCAUCGAGAAAUGAAGAAAAGCUUUGAAUUCACCGCCGGCUCAUGGCGUUACGCCGGGACGCAUGAGUUCAUCGUCUGGAAAGAGAUUCCACGUAGAGCGAUGCUUCACACGUUCACUGUCAAAGACCUCAUGCAAUUUGUUCAACACAGUGAGGUCCUUCGAGAGACCCUUCGCUUUGACUUGAUUACAAUGACCCUUGAUCUUAAGUCCAGAAUCAUCCCUGCGCUGGAACAGCGCAACUUGGGCCUUACGAGUGAGCUCGUCGAAGCCUUUGCAAGACUUGCCAACCUAAUGGGCUUUACGACUCAGUCUAGCAUCGAGCAUAUCUCAAACCUGCUUUGCGAAUUGUGCCAGGGCUGGGCCAUCAACCUUGUCCGGCAUACCGACAGCCAAUGGAAUCAUCUCGCCGGCAUCUUCUCAAAUGCUCUUUUCACUGCCGAUGGAAGACCACCAAACGUUCGCGACGAGAUGUGCUUGAAACGCGGUUUCCUCGAUGGUGUGGCGUUCGGUUCGUCAGCACACUUCAAUACUCGACACAGCGAGAAGACAAUAAAUCUGAUGUAUAAGCAAGCAAGAGCAAUUGGUCUAGGUGAUCCAGGCAAAAUAAUCAUGGACGAGCUCGCCUCGGCUCAGCUUGCUCUCAUGAUGUUCGAGAAGAGACAGCAGAAGACACUGCCUGGCUACAAGACCCAACUCCUCCUUCAGGGCCCGGCUAACGAUGAAGGGUUUGCAUCUGCAGACGAGGAGGAAGAGGAGAACGAGGAGGAUACAAUGGUCGUGAAUCAACCAAUGCUUCGUAACCGAGCGGUAAGAUUCAUGAUGGAGGAAGAUGCGACGAUGGAUUCGGAUGAUGAGAUGGUCUCGUAUGAGUUUGGCGAUGAUGGCCGUGUUGUCUAG
Messenger RNA from Pseudocercospora fijiensis CIRAD86, 2025 nucleotides. RefSeq lists its product as uncharacterized. NCBI's taxonomy places the organism in Eukaryota, Fungi, Ascomycota, Dothideomycetes, Mycosphaerellales, Mycosphaerellaceae. The coding region runs from base 1 to 2025 and encodes 674 amino acids. The record is from RefSeq and is a predicted model, not a curated record. The transcript has 2 exons.